Messenger RNA from Bicyclus anynana (squinting bush brown), 556 nucleotides. RefSeq names its product 60S ribosomal protein L27a (gene RpL27A). The coding region runs from base 79 to 525 and encodes 148 amino acids. Gene Ontology annotation, cellular component: ribosome; cytosolic large ribosomal subunit. The transcript is spliced from 5 exons. Gene Ontology annotation, molecular function: structural constituent of ribosome. Lineage: Eukaryota; Metazoa; Arthropoda; Insecta; Lepidoptera; Nymphalidae. The record is from RefSeq and is a predicted model, not a curated record. Gene Ontology annotation, biological process: translation.
AAAAAUACAAACUGACAUUGACGUGAAGCGAUUUACUUUUGUCUCUUUCUUUUAAAAAAAUUGUUGAAAGCUGGAAAUAUGGCCACCUCCAAGAAGAAGACCAGGAAGCUAAGGGGGCACGUAAGCCACGGUCAUGGACGUAUCGGUAAACACCGUAAGCAUCCUGGAGGUCGCGGUAACGCUGGUGGAGAGCACCACCACAGAAUCAACAUGGACAAAUACCAUCCUGGAUACUUUGGCAAGUUGGGUAUGAGAAAUUACCAUUUAAGAAGAAACAAGAACUUCUGUCCUGUUCUGAACCUGGACAAGCUGUGGACUCUGGUAUCAGAGCAAUCCAGACUCAAAUAUGCCAAUGCCACAGAUGGCAAAGUACCAGUUAUCAACAUUGUUAAAGCUGGUUACUACAAACUGCUGGGCAAAGGAAAAUUACCAGAACAACCUGUCAUUGUAAAAGCCAAGUUCUUCUCAAAGACUGCUGAAAAGAAAAUCAAGGAAGUUGGUGGUGUUUGUGUGUUAUCAGCAUAAAUUAGGUUUAAUAAAAUAAUAUAAAAACUGA